AAAAAAAAACCAACCCUGAACUCUCUCCAUAUCGUAUAAAUCCUUGUUAGUUUCCAUAGGCUUCAGCAUCUGAGCCAAACAAAGGCAUUUAUUCUCUCUUCCCUUGUAGUUGCAGCGAAAAUGGUCUCAUCUUCAAUUCCAAUUACCCCAAGAAAAUUCCGAUCUGAUCUCUACUCCUCAUACCAAGAAGAUUCAAAUAUCCCAUUAGUGAUCUAUGUUGUUGCUUCUCUCCUUGAGAGAACCAUAGCUAAGAACGAGAGGAUUGCAACAAAAUGUAGCCGGUCACUAUCAAUGGAUUCCAGAAGUCUUGCUGCGUUCGAAUUCGAUUGCUAUGAAGCGCCAAACAUGGAAAUUCAAUCCUUUCUUGAGAGAAUUUCUCGUUACACUGGUGUUGGGCCCCCGGUGUACGUGGUUGCAUAUGUGUACAUUGAUCGGCUGUGCCAAAUCCACCCCGAAUUUCGAAUUACCUCCACUAAUGUUCAUAGGCUUCUCAUUACCACCAUUAUGGUGGCCUCCAAAUUUGUGGAAGACAUGAAUUACAGGAAUUCGUACUUUGCAAAGGUCGGGGGAUUGACGACGAACCAGAUGAACAAGUUAGAGGUUGAUUUUCUGUUCCUCGUGGGGUUUAAAUUGCACGUUAAUGUAAGCGUGUUCAAGAGCUACUGUUGUCAUCUGGAGAGGGAAGUAAGCGUAGGAGGAGGCUACCAAAUAGAAAGCACACUCAAGUCCCUGUGGACCGAAGCCGAAGAGAUCAAAUCAAUCUCAAGCAAGGGAAGAAAAUGAUUUCAAUCAGCUCACCCCGUUUUAGUUCAUAUUAAGACGCGCACUUUUAGUGGUAUAGAGGACGUCACUUUGCUAAUUAUUUUGUGUUGUUCCAUUCUGAUUUUGGUUUUACUUCAAUACUAAUAACCCCUUCUCCCAAAAUCGAAUCCGCAUCAAAUACUAACUAACUGAAUCACCAUUCAUUUGGCAUUUG
Molecule: messenger RNA, 976 nt
Organism: Nelumbo nucifera (sacred lotus)
Lineage: Eukaryota; Viridiplantae; Streptophyta; Magnoliopsida; Proteales; Nelumbonaceae
Product: cyclin-U2-2-like
Biological process (GO): regulation of cyclin-dependent protein serine/threonine kinase activity
Molecular function (GO): protein kinase binding
Source: RefSeq, a predicted model, not a curated record